Messenger RNA from Eimeria tenella, 372 nucleotides. RefSeq lists its product as uncharacterized. Bases 1 to 372 code for a protein of 123 amino acids. The record is from RefSeq and is a predicted model, not a curated record. The transcript has 2 exons. Lineage: Eukaryota; Apicomplexa; Conoidasida; Eucoccidiorida; Eimeriidae.
AUGGAGGACGCCGUUGUAGCCCUGCAGGAACAGCAGCAAGCGCUGCAAGAACAGCAGCAAGCGCUGCUGCUGCUUGCCAAGGAAACGGCUAAGCAGCGGGAGGAAACAGAACACCGCACACGGACGAUUUCAGCCCGGCAAGAGUUGACAGAAACUGCUUUAGCCCUUGAAGAGAAGCGGCGGGCAAUGCGGCACUGCUAUGAAGAAAUGGAAACGCAACGGCUGGCUAUGGAGGGGCGUGCUGCAGCAGCAGCAGCAGAAGCCCAGUCAGCAGCAGCAGCUGCUGCUGAAGCACGCACAUUGCAGCAAGAAGGCAUCAAGGCCAAAGAAGCACUCUAUCAACUUCAUCGCCAAGCAAAAGAUGUACAUUGA